Molecule: messenger RNA, 3229 nt
Organism: Zootoca vivipara (common lizard)
Lineage: Eukaryota; Metazoa; Chordata; Lepidosauria; Squamata; Lacertidae
Gene: COMP
Product: cartilage oligomeric matrix protein
Biological process (GO): cell adhesion
Cellular component (GO): extracellular region
Molecular function (GO): calcium ion binding
Source: RefSeq, a predicted model, not a curated record
UUCAUAAACAGCAAAGCCCGGGCACUCAGCAGGGGGAGCCGAGCCGAGGUUCAUGAGUUCUUGAGCCAAUUUUUUUAUAGAUACAAAAGACUCUUCAAAAGAAGCAGGCUGCCUGUUUGGGCAUCACCAUCAGGCUUUGAGAAUGACUGUUGCGCAAAGGUUAAUCCUUCUGCUGACCCUCUGCUGCUAUGGUUCAGGCCAGAUGCCUGGAGGAAGAGGCGGAGACCUUUCGCCCCAGAUGCUGUCGGAGAUGAGGGAGACCAACCAGGUCCUGAGGCAGAUCACGGAACUGCUGAAACAGCAGAUCAAGGAGCUCACCUUCUUGAAGAACACAGUGAUGGAGUGUGAUGCUUGCGGGAUAGGUACAGGAGCAACCGGUCCCGGCAUCAGCGUGGCGGCUCUUAAGCGCUGCUACCCGAAUCCUUGCUUCCCCGGGGUUACCUGCACAGACACCCCCACCGGCUUCCGCUGCGGGGCCUGUCCUCUGGGCUACACGGGCAACGGGACCCACUGCACCGACAUCGACGAGUGUGCGGCAAACCCCUGCUUCCCCAGGGUCCAGUGCGUCAACACAGCCCCGGGCUUCCACUGCAACUCCUGCCCUCCUGGCUACAGCGGCCCCGUACUUGAAGGAGUCGGUCUGGCUUUCGCCAGGGCAAACAAGCAGGUCUGCAAUGAUGUCAACGAGUGCGAGACGGGGAUGGCCAAAUCCUGUGUCCCCAAUUCCAUCUGCAUCAACACUCGGGGCUCCUACAAGUGUGGGGCGUGCAAGCCUGGCUUCACAGGGGACCAGGUUUCUGGCUGCCGCAGCAAGAUGGAGAAGAGGUGUCCCAAUGGAGAGCUCAGCCCCUGCCACGAGAAAGCGGACUGCAUUGUGGAACGCGAUGGAACACUCAGCUGUGUGUGCAUGGUUGGGUGGGCCGGUAAUGGCUUCAUCUGCGGCAAAGACACCGACAUUGACGGCUUUCCCGACGAGAAGCUUCGGUGCACAGACAAGAAGUGCCGCAAGGAUAACUGUGUGACUGUCCCCAACUCCGGGCAAGAGGAUGCGGACAGAGAUGGGGUGGGGGACGCCUGCGAUGACGACGCCGACGGCGAUGGGAUAAUAAACACUGAGGACAACUGUGUGUUUGUGCGCAACUCAGACCAGCGCAACAGCGACCAGGACAGCUUUGGCGACGCCUGCGACAACUGCCGGAACGUGAAGAACAACGACCAGCGAGACAGUGACGGAGACGGACGGGGGGACUUGUGCGACGAUGACAUGGACGGAGACAGGGUUAAAAAUGUCCUGGACAACUGCAUGAGGAUCCCCAAUCCAGACCAGAGGGACAGCGACGGUGACGGGGUUGGAGACGUUUGCGACAGCUGCCCCUUGAUUAGCAACCCGGACCAGAAAGACACUGACCACGAUCUCGUCGGGGAUGUGUGUGAUACCAACCAAGACCGAGAUGGGGACGGCCACCAGGACUCCAGGGACAACUGCCCCUCGGUGCCCAACAGCUCCCAGCUGGACUCUGACCAGGACGGGAUCGGGGACGAAUGCGAUGAGGAUGAUGACAACGACGGCAUCCCUGACCGCAGGCCCCCUGGCCCAGACAACUGCCGCUUGGUCCCUAAUCCCGGGCAGGAAGAUACAGACAGAGACGGCAUUGGAGAUGCCUGCCAGGGCGACUUCGAUAAGGACAUGGUGGUUGACCGCAUAGACGUCUGCCCAGAGAAUGCCCAGGUGACGCUGACCGACUUCCGGGCGUUUCAGACGGUGGUGCUGGAUCCCGAGGGAGACGCGCAGAUCGAUCCCAACUGGGUCGUCCUCAACCAGGGAAUGGAGAUUGUUCAGACCAUGAACAGCGACCCAGGUUUGGCAGUCGGGUACACCGCAUUCAACGGGGUGGACUUCGAGGGCACCUUCCACGUGAACACAGCCACGGACGAUGACUACGCCGGCUUCAUCUUCGGCUACCAGGACAGCUCCAGCUUCUACGUGGUGAUGUGGAAGCAGAUGGAGCAGACCUACUGGCAGGCGAACCCCUUCAGGGCUGUGGCGGAACCGGGGAUCCAGCUCAAGGCAGUGAAGUCCAAGACAGGCCCUGGAGAAUACCUCCGCAACUCCCUCUGGCACACGGGAGACACAGCCAACCAGGUCAAGCUGCUCUGGAAAGACCCUCGCAAUGUCGGCUGGAAGGACAAGACCUCCUACCGCUGGUUCCUGCAGCACCGGCCCCAGGUGGGCUACAUUCGGGCUCGCUUCUACGAAGGCCCUGAGCUGGUGGCAGACACAGGCGUCGUCCUUGACACCACGAUGAGAGGCGGGCGCUUGGGGGUCUUCUGUUUUUCCCAGGAGAACAUCAUCUGGUCCAACCUGCGGUAUCGCUGCAACGACACGAUUCCAGAGGACUACGAAUCUUACCGGAACCAGCAAGACUACUAAGCGCCUUUUAGGGUUGGCCCAAGACUCACAUACUCACCCCUCUGCUUCCUGCUCUUUUUACGAUAUAUCGAAUUAUGGACAGUCCCGCAACACCUUGCAGCAGCCGCCCAGCCACCCUCUGGCAUCGCUGUGCCCCCUUUUCCCUAGUAACCGGAAGCCCCCUUGGAAUCACUCACUAGCCAUGAACAUGCUGAAUGUUCUGCACCGUGCAGAAGAGCAGCAGCUAAUCCAGUAGUUCCAGCAGAGGCGCUUGAGAACAUGGAGGGGAGAGGUGGCCAGGAGAAGCUCUCCAAGAACUCCAAAGCACUCACCAGCAGAGGGAGGCUGCUUCCUUCUGCUCCACCCCUAGGUAAGGGGUUCGGGUCCAAUGUCAAGAAAGUGGGGCAGACCGUUGCAUCCCUGCAUGAAUCACUGUCCAGGCACAGAUCAGAGAUUCAUGCAAAAACAGGGUGGGGUGGUGAGACGUCCCUCUUGAGAAAUGGUCAUAUUCUUGCAAGUAACCAAUUUUGAGGAAAUAUAUGACUGAACCAGCUUUAAAUUGGACAGGGAGGGAAAUGUGUACCGAGCUAAUCCAACUUGGCCUGCUCUGGCAUCCUGCAAGAGAGAUGCCCCUGCUUUGGCUCAAUCCUCAGCGCCUUGAGGUUCAAGCGAUGAGAAGCCUGGUGAGCGGCUGCCAGUGUGAGCAGGUGACCCUGGGUAAACGUGGCACAGGGCUUCCUCCCAAACCCAGUUGCACGCUCAUUCCUCGGCCCUGAAUCCUUGGCGCAUUAAAGACAGGUAAUGAAAUGCGCACCUUCU